Bactrocera oleae (olive fruit fly) is the source of this 2876-nucleotide messenger RNA. RefSeq names its product F-box and WD repeat domain containing 5 (gene Fbw5). Gene Ontology annotation, cellular component: Cul4-RING E3 ubiquitin ligase complex; SCF ubiquitin ligase complex. The record is from RefSeq and is a predicted model, not a curated record. Gene Ontology annotation, molecular function: protein binding. NCBI's taxonomy places the organism in Eukaryota, Metazoa, Arthropoda, Insecta, Diptera, Tephritidae. Gene Ontology annotation, biological process: protein ubiquitination.
UAUGAGAUAUCUCCGUCUUGCAGGGAUGUACAUUGCCUUCGAUGAUGGGUUGUUAUAUACAAACCUUUUGUUUUAAAAGUUUUGAGUUGUGAAAAUAAAAAUUCUGCUGGCUGGUUUUCUAAUGUUGAUAUGAUAUGAUCAUUAAAACAACAUUUUGAUAUAUUCCUAAUUUCUGCUAGUUUUCCAUUUCUUUAUUUAUUCGUUAUUUCGCUCUUCGUGAGAGUAACUUACAAUCUUCUUCUUCCUGAUGGCUAGCAGCUACUAGCACUUAAGAAAGAGACCUAUUUAAUGUUGACAUUUGGUGUUUUUAUUUAUAUUAUAUAUUUUUGAAAGACGAAGUUGAAAAACUUGUUACGCCAAGGAAAAGUAGAUUUUGUGCAUUACUUUUGCUUUGUUUAAUUUUCACAAAAUAAAACUUUUUGAAAUACUGAAGGAUGUUGUUUUAAUUCAAUAAAAACUCAAAAUAACAAAUUCCUCCAAAUUAAAAAUCUAUGGAGAAAAAUUGUGACUUAUAUAAAAUAUCUGAAGUGAAUAACUGUGACGAUGAUGAUAAUUUUUGCAAUACAAACAAAAGUAACAAAUUAAAAUGGUGGUCAGUACCCGAGCCAAUAUUAUUUCGAAUAUACUGGAUGCUACCAAUAAAGGACUUAUUGAAUGCAGGAGCGACUUGUAAACGAUGGUUUACCCUCUCAAAUGACGAACUUAUGUGGAAACAGAAAUUUUUACUUCAUUAUAAAGUGGAUGCUACAGUAGGACUCAAACCAGGAGCUGAAUCAUGGAAGAGUGAAUAUAAACGUUUAAACUGGAAUAUACCAUUAGUUCAAGCACAGCGCCUUGAAGGCCAUACACAUCAAGUGCUUCAUGUCAGCUUUUCACACAAUGGGGAAAUGUUUGCCACUUGUUCAAAAGAUGGUUACGUAAUCGUCUGGAAUUCAGUUCAUCCUUGCACAGAGAAGUAUUCGCACAACAUGAAGCAGUUUAGUUGGAAAUAUACUCAAUAUUCCCAAUUUAAUCAAAGUGAUACCCUUCUUCUCGUAUCUGGUGUACAUUUCGGAUCUCCAAUAAGUACAUCUGGAGAAAUCGCAGUGUUCACUGUGGACGGAAAAGAUGGAUCCCGUUUACGUUGCCGUGUAGUAAAUCGCCCAUAUGACAUAUUUGGGACAUGGUUCAGUGACCAAUAUCUAAUAUCUGGAGAUUUACAUUGGCUAGCUCAUCUGCUAAGUUAUUCUGAACUAUGGUUAAAUAAGGCCAAUCAGGAAAUUGAUUCGGAGCAUGUACCUAUUAUGAAUAAAUUGUAUAAGUUUUAUAACAAAAAUGCUAGUUCUGUACGGGCUUUAAUGGUAGCUAAGUGUCCGUGGUUAGAUAACUCAAAUGACCCUUUGGCCGAAGAACUUAGCAGCUCAAAGCAGUCUUUUGGCGAAGUACCAGUUUUAAAUGAAACGGAACCAACACCAACAACUUCUGCAGGAAAUCCACUUUCUCAUGCAGCCACAUUACGAAGAUCACAACGUAGUGCUACACCCGAGUAUCUAUUAGACAUACUUCAACAAAGUGUAUCUACUUCCACGAACACUAUUACUUCAUUUGGAAAUAUUUCAAAUCAUAACGACUCCACUAUUCGUUAUUUAGACGAAUUUCGGCGUGAAUAUCCUACCGAUAAUGAAGGGCACACAUCGGAAGAAUCUGAUGAUGAUAUGGAUUUUACUGAUGACAACGAGGAUGAAAUGGAGAACUCUGUACCCAAAUACUUAAUAUUUUCAACUGGAUCGAAAACUUAUACACCACACCAAAUUGGAAUUAAACGUAUACGAAAUGUAACAUUUCCAAAAAAACUUGAUCCCGGACCUUCACUAAAAGAAAGAAUUGCCGCAAAAAAGGCGGCCGAAAGAGAGAAUCAAUUACGAGCUGAUCCUGAUUGGUGGAAUUAUGACUCCAUUGCUCAUUUAUUUGACACUGUAGACAAAGUAAUAGACUUACAUGGACACAUUAUUGGUAUGGCGUUAAGUCCUGAUCAUCGUUAUUUAUAUGUCAAUACCAGACCGUGGCCAAAAAAUUAUGUGAUAACUAACGCGCUAGAACCACCUCCAAUUGCGCAGGAAAUAGACAUUCACGUUAUUGAUUUAAUGUCCUUGAAACGAGUGGGUAACAUGUUACGUGCUCAUAAAGCUUAUACUCCAAGUACAGAGUGUUUUUUCAUAUUUCUCGACGUAUGUGAAGAUUAUGUCGGCAGUGGCGCGGAAGAUAUGCACGCAUAUCUUUGGGAUCGAUAUUAUGGCAUAUGCCUUGCGAAAUAUAGACAUGCUGAUGUGGUAAAUAGCGUUGCAUUCAAUUCUCGGGACUCGCAAAUGCUCGUAACUACCAGUGAUGAUUACACCAUUAAGAUUUGGCGUUCACGAGCAAAGGCAAAAGAAUUCAACAUCAAAUCAAGAAAUCAUAAUGAAGCUUUUGAAUUAAAAAAACGGUUUAUAUAACGCUCAAUGGAAAAGGAUGAUUAUCCGUAAGUACUUACGUUUGGAUAAAUGAAUUCUAAAAAUAAUUCCUUUAGCACAUGAAAAUGCUUGAAAGGCAGAUUUAAAAAAAUAUUGUUCCAAAAAUAGAUUUGAUCUAAGAUAGUAUAAUCUUUUUCGAAGUAUUCUCAUUAUAAAGUUUUAGAGGAUAUAUAAAUGCAUGGGUUUCUAUUAUAUUAAAUAUAUGGAACAGAAAUUAUGAAAUAAGUUUGUUGAUACAUUUUGCAUGUUUAUUUAUGUUAUAUAUAUUAAAGGAUGUCACUUAAUAAGUUUGUAAUAGGUUAUGAAAAGAUGUAAAAUGGUAAAUUUUUGGUUCAAAUUAUGAAUGUAACAGAGGUGCAAAUAAACCAAUAAUGGAAAAAAAAUUAA